CUUACAGCAUUCAAAUUGCAUUUAAGAUGAAAGGGCUUCAACCUUAAAUGUUUGAGUCAGUUUGACUUAGAUGACCCAUGAGCUCAGCUCUGAUGGAUACUGUCAUGGAUGGCGAAGCUGUAGGAAACGGUGACAAUGGCAAUGAUUGUCUUCAGAACUUUAACUGGUGUACAUCUAUUAUAAUUUUUCCAUCUGAUUGGCUUCAGGUCUUAUUUUUCACAUGUAAACAAAUAAAUGCCAUGUUUUGCUUGUAUUACCUUAAUGGUUAUGUCAUUUGCCAGUACAGUGCCACUGCAUGCAUUCUGAACUCUUGCUAUCAGCAACAACUUUUAUUUUGACUGCUUUCAUCCUCCCUUUAGUGUUGAUCAGCAAAUACCAAAUCAAACAGAACAAAUGGCCACGAUAUGCUUGACUGUAAGUAAAGAAAUGUAAAGGGAGUUUGAUAGAUGUUACAAAAAAUUUGUGGCAAGUAGGUUUUGGAUGGAGGGAAUUAAGGCCCAACGACUCAAUAAUAUCACUAAAUAGAAUCCACUGUGGCCAAUUGUCUUUACAAGUCACCUAUAGUAUCUAGAGUCCAUCUGUGUGUAAUAUAACCUCAGUAUAAAUUCCGCUUUUCUGCCAAUGCCUCAGAGGUUUGUUGGAGAUCAUUGCUCAACAGAAAAAAGCUACAUGAAGAGCAAUGAACACACCAGAUGGGUCAGGAAUGAAGUUGCAGAGAACUUUAAGCAGGGAUAGGUUAUAAAAAAUGGCUCCCCAGGGUUAGGAAAGAGUACAACACAGCUGCAAAACUACCAUGACAUGGCCAGUAAUGCAAAGUAACAAGCCCGGUCAGGAGAACAUUACUUAGAGAAGUUGCUGGGAGGCCCAUCUGGAGAAGCUGCAGUGAUCCACAAGUCAAGUUGGAGGACCUGUUGAUGGGACCACUGUUAGCCAGACGCUCUAAUAAUCUGGCCUUUAGCGUUGAACAAAAAUCAUAUAAAUUCCCAUUAAAAAAAAAAUGCCACAAGCCAUAAGGAACAGAGCAAACGUGGAAAAAGUUGCUCUGGUCAGAUGGGGCUAAUGUGACUCGGCAAAGCAAAAGUGAUGCGUAAACAUACAUAUCAGGCCAAUAAAAUACAUUAAUGUUUGUGGUUGUAAUGUGAAAAGUAAAAGGGGUAUAAAUACUUUUGUAAGCCCCUGUACAUUCAUAAAUGUGUAUACAUUCUUUGUUGUACUGAUCUAAAGUAGUUCCAUUGUUUCUCUUAGAAACAAACACAUUUGGUUAGAUGGUUUGUUGCAUAUUAAAUAGCAUUACAUUCAGUUACUCUAUUAUUUAAUGAUUUCCACAAAAUAGUUUAGGACAAGUAGUUUCAGUUUAUUGAUAUUGGGCUAAUUCGCAACAAUUUUUAUUUCUUGCACUUUACAAGAAAAACAGGUCCAAUUCAAACUGAAUUAGAAUCCAACCAGGACAGAUGUAUGAACAAGGUGUAUAUUCCAGAUAGAGGAAGUUCUGAUAUAUUUCCGAUAUAUGUUUUGCAAAUAACCAAUGGCCACAAUGCAUAGGAAACCGCAGAGCUCACCAAAACAGCUGAGCUAGUUCGACUUUGUGAAUCCCACAUGCAGGCCCUCUGGGUAAAAAUGAAGUUGCGCUGGUCCUUGAAACCUCUGUGUAGCUGCAGUCUAGUCUGCCUGGUUUCCCUCAUUGUAUUAUUCAACAUGUUCUCCUCCAGCCAACUAAAUAAGUUAGCAGCCCCAGUUAAACUGGGAUAACCAGAGAUGCCUCAGGUCAGCACUGUUAGUGUUGUCUUCUCAACUUACUGUACUGUUACCUGUUGGUGAACAGUAAACCCUCAAGGAAUCUAGUGGUUGUUUUUUCUGAAACUUCUUUUGCCCCUUUGUCGUUGAAAAUUAAUUUUUUUCCACAUUUUUGUUUUCCCUCUGCAUUUGUUCUUAGGUUCUGUCUCACUUCAAAGGUCUCUCUUCACAAGGUAAAGGCUAGAAGACAGACACCAUUUCUGUCUCUCUCUUUCUGUGCAUCUAUGUCAAGUUAACAAAAUAGUAUUUUCCCAUCUAAUUACCACUGUGCCCCAGACAUGCUUCCUGUUUCUCUGUCUGCUUUUCCCUGCUGCUGGCCCAGCCAGGUCACCUUUAGAGAAUAGUGUUUUUCCCGUCCCUGCCCAGGCCAGCUGUUUCCACUGCAUGCAGUUUUCCAGUCGGAAGCUGAAGCUAUCACCUCCCAACAGGUCCCUGCUGGUGUUGUUGUACAGCAGUGGGAUGGUCCAGGAUCCACCAAAGCUCCGCUACGCCUCCACCCGAGCAAAAUACACAGAGAGAGGUUACAGUGCAUGUGCUAAUGUAUUAACAGAGCAAAGUUUUGCUUACCUUCAUGUGUGGACUUGAGGGAGAUACAAACCGAGGCUGAAAGAGAGAGACGGAUGGGAUUUCAAACACUGUCUGUGCAGUGUUUGUUGAAGAGCAGCUGUUUCUUCCUGUCCUGCUGCUUAGUUUUUCCUCUGUGCCUCCAUCUCUGCUGACCAUGAAUGGCCCAAAAACACAACUCACAGCCCACAUUACUUCCUUUAGACAACUGCUUCAAGAAAAGAACACAAUAACAGAGAGAGUAGAAGGAUACUGUUAGGUGGUUUUUGUUGAUGGAGUAUAUAGUCUCUGUCCUUUCCAGUAAUCUGCUUUACAAACGUAUUUCCUCAUGAUUAAAGACAGGAAAAUUGAACUGACCAGGGUAAUUCUUCAGUAUUUCUGAGAUUUGUUCAGGAAAUAUCCCUUAUUUAUGCAGCAUACCAAGCCCAUACAAGAUUUGAGGCUUGACUUGGACUCCUGGUCUCAGACUCGAGUCUUAUUAACAGUUUUUAUCUUACGUAAAUUAAGAGAGAAAGGGAGCCGGUAUGAGAGCUACAGACUGCAACUGAUGUGCAUGUUUUACUGUGAAAGGAUGAGCUUGAUUAUUAGCCAGUGACAUUGGUGGAUUAUGGGAUGUUAAUGGCUCAUGAUAAUCUGUUCAUGUUAGCUUCACAAUAAUGACCACAUGAAUGUCUCUCCAACUGAGCGCCAAAAUAAAGACACUUCUUGUUCUGUUUAUCGAAACAUUUUAAAGGUAUUAUUUCCGGGCACUAAUGUUCUUUAUUUUUCAAAUUUUUCAAAAGUAAGUUAACAGGAAAUAGGGUGCAGAGAGCGGUGGAAGGGUAUGCAGUAAACCUCAGCGGGCCGGGAUUUAAUCCUGUGACAGCCUGCGCUGAGGAUUAAGGCCUCAAUUUUCAAAAUAAUAUAAAUCAGCUUUUAGCAGAUUUUUGGAUAUGAAAUCCAGGUAUGGAAUCCUAACCUAUGGUGAUGUAGGGUUAGAAGAGACUUAGAUGUUGUGGAUUUGAUGUGAGAAUGUUUGUUUCAAUCACUUGAGACGGGACUCUGACUUGGGACAAAAGACUUGAGACUAAACUUGGACUUGCUUCUCAAAAACUUGAGACUUGGAAAAAAGCACUUGUGAACAUCUCUGAUACAAGGUCAAAUAUAUAAAGGCAAUGUGUCCAAUAUUUAAUUAAUUGGUGGUCAGCACGUUUCACCCUGACCACCAGUGAUCAACCUUAUUCUGGUCUACUUCUGUCUGGAUGUUUGACUACUCUUCUUAGCAGAAUUUGUGGAAUUUAUUUUAAAUUGGCUGCUUUCCUUUCACCAGCCCAGUGUGGUUCAGGUCUCUGGAAAAACCAAUCCGGAAGCGUAAUGCUAUCCUGUUUUAUUUAUUCCAUAACCAUUUUUGAUGUGUGUUUGAGACCACUGUCCAAUGAGAGCACCUAAAUUUGUGUCCAAAUUCUCCCAGCUAGACGUUACUUUAAGGUGAAAAUGGGUUUGAAGGUAGUCUGUAUUAUUCAAUCCACUUAGUGUUAUAUAUUAGUACCAACAGCAGUGAAACAGACCCAUAGCAUGAUGCUGGCACCAUUAUGCUUGACAGUUGUUACAAUGUUAUUAGGUUGGUAAGCCUAACAUCAUGAUGAUUGAUGAUUGAUAUGAUAAAUCCUCCAAAAACACAUGUUGUCACUGUGGUCUAAUAGCCUAAUGUUCUCAUAUUAUUUGUUGCUUCUAACCGUUAAAAGUUUCAGCUGCACAUUUCAGCUGAAAUUUAAGGUGUUGAUUUGCAAGUAGGGCCUUCAUUCUUGUUCUGCACCCUUUCAGUCCAAGAUAUAAGCUCAGACUUGAACAUUAUAUGUACAUAUGUGUUCAGCAAACUUAUGGAAUUUUAAAUAUUUUAAUGGUUCAGAAAAAAAUUAACUACAUUUGUUGAUAACAAUUUGCUUUUGUGAAUAAAAGCAUCUGAAACUCUGGGAGACUCCAGACUACAUGUUCUUGAAAUUAAUUGUUCCUGUAAUGUUCCUCCAUAGAAAGUUCAGCACAGUGCAAACAUCUUGAGUAAUUUCUCAUUCAUCCAGAUUCUGCUACCAAUGACUUGAUCUUCAACAAUAGUCUUCAACAUUUUUUUCUCAGGACUUCGCAUGGCUUUUUUUUUAUUGGGCAUCAACUGCUCCUUUCAUCUACUUUCAGUCUAUUUCUUGUACCUGGCUAUUUUUAGAGAAAAAAACUUUUAGUUUAUCAGACCAAUUAACUCUGACCUAUAAAUCAUUAAGGCAUAACAGAUCUCCUAAAGUGAAGGGAUAAUUUUGUGUUAUUGCUUCCAAAUUUCAACGUUUUGGUCAUGUUGUUUCUACUGUUUAAAGUCCUUUUAAUGGCAGAGAAAAUGCCAGAGUGACUAAUGUUUUCUUUGAGAGCCAUAGAGUAGUUCAGUGCUCCCCUCCCCUACCUGUUGCUCACUGCCGCUGACACCUGAUUGAAAGAAGGUAGCUACUUUUAAUUUCCUUACAAGAUUGGAAAACCAGAAACUGUUAUGAUGUGAAAAAUAAAGGCGCACCAGCAACCACUGUUUUUAAAGAUAACACUGUUAAACCUGAGAAACUUCAAGAGGCAUAUUAGGCAUGUCUGAAUGCAGGCUCCACCCGAGCAGACAGCCUGACCUAAUAUCUGCUUGUUAGACACAUUUUGACACACACACAGACACGUUUUAUGUUAAUACAGUAAUACUAAUCCUAAUGGCGUUGGUAGAUUCAUGGAAUCCUCCGUUUGUUUUGCUUCGAGGGAAGGUGACAAAAGAAACGCGACUCUAUCCUUUUUGGCCGCUGUCGCGUUCCGUCUCAUCCACCGUCCUGUACAUACCAAAGUUCAUGUGUACCCUGGUUAAUACUUGACUGGAGGAUCCUCCGCUGCUCCCCCUCAUGGCAGAGGUUUAUUAUGUUGGGGUGGAUGUGGGCACUGCCAGUGUGAGGGCUGCACUAGUGACCAGAGAUGGACUCUUGAAGACCACUGCAGAGGAACCCAUCACCAUCUGGAAGCCCCAGCCAGAGCACUAUGUCCAAUCCUCUACAGAGAUAUGGCAGAAAUGCUGCACCGUGGUUAAGGAAGUUACCAGUGGAGUGCAGAGAAGCCAGGUUCGUGGCAUUGGAUUCGAUGCUACCUGCUCUCUUGUGGUUUUGGAUAAAAACUUCCAGCCUUUGCCAGUAACUCAGGAGGAUGAUCCACAGAAGAACGUGGUGAUGUGGAUGGACCAUCGUGCUGCAGAGCAGGCAGCUCGGAUAACAAACACUGGACACAGGGUCCUGAGCUGGGUAGGAGGGGUCAUGUCACAAGAAAUGCAACCCCCUAAGCUUCUCUGGCUAAAAGAGAAUCUAAAGGAAAGCUGUUGGGACAAAGCUGCUCACUUUUUUGAUCUGCCAGACUACUUGUCCUGGAAAGCUACAGGCUCCAUAACAAGAUCAUUAUGUACUCUAGUUUGUAAAUGGACAUACUGCCCACCAGAUGGAUGGGAUUCCAGUUUUUGGACUAGCAUUGGACUGGAGGAUCUUCUAGAAAAUAAUUUCUCCAAAAUAGGCAGCAUGACAUGUCCUCCAGGAAGUCCGUUGGCAGAAGGCCUGACUCCAGAGGCUGCAGCAGAUUUGGGUUUGAACCCAGCAACAGCAGUUGGUGCUUCACUUAUUGAUGCUCAUGCUGGAGGCUUAGGUGUUAUAGGUGCUGAUGUGCAAGGCUUCAACUUACCCGGCGAGGGUCUGCCAAUCACAUCACGCAUGGCAGUGAUCUGCGGGACGUCCACUUGUCACAUGGCGGUCAGCGAGCGGCCUCUGUUUGUGCCUGGAGUGUGGGGACCCUACCUGUCCGCCAUGGUGCCAGGCUUGUGGCUCAACGAGGGAGGACAAAGUGCCACAGGAAGGCUGAUUGACCACAUUGUGGAGGGCCACGCUGCCUACACUCAGCUACAAGAACAGGUUAACCAGAGAGUUCCCGUUAUAGGCACGAACAUCUACACGUAUCUGAACAGUCACGUGGCUCUGAUGGCCAACUCACAUUCUGCUGUGGACCUGCUGGGAUCCAGCCUUCAUGUGUGGCCGGACUUUCACGGGAACAGAUCGCCGCUCGCUGACCCCGCUUUGAAGGGAAUGGUGAUUGGACUGUCUCUUUCUCAAACCUUGGAUGAUUUGGCCCUGCUGUAUUUGGGUACAGUUCAAGCUCUCGCUCUAGGUACUCGUCACAUUCUGGAGGCCAUGAAAGAAGCAGGACAUGACAUCGGAACCCUCUUUCUGUGUGGCGGCUUGAGCAAAAACCCUCUGUUUGUACAGAUCCAGGCCAAUGCUACCGGUCUGCCUGUGGUGUUGCCGAAUCAGACUGAGGCUGUUUUAGUGGGAGCAGCAGUCCUGGGCGCGUGCGCGUCCCGGGACUGCAGAUCCAUACAGGAGGCCAUGGAGAACAUGGCUAAAGUGGGGAGAGUUGUUCAGCCCGACCAGGAGCUACAGAGCUUCUAUGAGAGGAAGUACAAGGUGUUCCUGCAGCUGUUCUCCCACCAGAGGGAGUACCAGGCCCUCAUGAAGCACUAAAGAGACAAGUGAACACACAGGGGAAAGUGGAACAGUCUUAACCUUGCAGCUCUUCUUAAAGUGAAUAAUUUCACACGGAAAACAAAGAAAAACCACUUCCCGAGGCUAAGGCUGAGCAUUCAUCAUGUGGUUUUAGUUCAUUCUGUAACGGCUCAACUACACAGGAUAUCAAC
This is a messenger RNA of Girardinichthys multiradiatus, 7075 nucleotides long. It is a transcript of the gene fggy, whose product is annotated as FGGY carbohydrate kinase domain containing. The record is from RefSeq and is a predicted model, not a curated record. Lineage: Eukaryota; Metazoa; Chordata; Actinopteri; Cyprinodontiformes; Goodeidae. The transcript has 16 exons. Gene Ontology annotation, molecular function: kinase activity; phosphotransferase activity, alcohol group as acceptor. Gene Ontology annotation, biological process: carbohydrate metabolic process. The coding region runs from base 5253 to 6902 and encodes 549 amino acids.